GACACGAGCAAGGAUGGGACUCAUCACGGAGAGCCUGGACCACUGAACAACUGAAGAAGAAGAAGAAGAAGAAGAAGAAGAAGAAGAAAAAGAAGAAGAAGAAGAAUGAAGAGGAUGGCUGGAUGCAGUAAUUGCAGCAGACUUUACCUGACAGUGACGGUGUUGAUGUGUGUCCUCGUCUUCACUGAGGGAGUCAGUCUGAACGACCUGCUGGACCGAGCAUCACAACUCUCUGACAAACUGCAUUCACUCAGCACCUCACUCACCAAUGACCUGGACACUCACUUCCCCUCCGUAGGGGGGAAGCUGAUGAAGCCGUCCAUGUGCCACACCUCGUCCCUACAGAUCCCCAAUGAUAAAGAUCAAGCCCUCAUUAUACCGGAGAACGAGCUCCUGUCUCUGGUUCGCUCGCUGCUCCUGGCCUGGUCAGAUCCUCUCGCUCUGCUGUCAUCAGAGGCCACCAAUCUGCCCCACCCUGAGCGCAGCUCCAUCAACACCAAAACCAGAGAGCUGCAGGACCACACCAACAGCCUGGGGGUCGGCCUCGAGCGCCUCGUCAGCAAGAUGGGUUCAUCCCCCGAGUCUCUGUCCUCUCUACCCUUCAACAGUAAUGACCUGGGGCAGGACAACGUGUCUCGCCUGAUCAACUUCCACUUCCUGCUGUCGUGUUUCCGCAGAGACUCACACAAGAUCGACAGUUUCCUCAAAGUGCUGCGCUGCAGAGCUUCUAAGAUGCUUCCAGAGAUGUGCUGAAGGGGGUCACAUUCUCACGUUCCUCCUCAGAACCUCUCUGAACGCAGCAGUCAGAAAUGUUAUAGUGAUGCCCAAUGUUCCUUUUAAAAUGUCCCCCAGGUCCUGAGGUCAAUGUCCUGUGUCCUGAAUGUAUACUUCAGUAGAUUUCAGUUAGUGUUUUAUUAAACAGGUCAUGA
This is a messenger RNA of Tachysurus fulvidraco (yellow catfish), 929 nucleotides long. RefSeq names its product prolactin (gene prl). Gene Ontology annotation, cellular component: extracellular region. NCBI's taxonomy places the organism in Eukaryota, Metazoa, Chordata, Actinopteri, Siluriformes, Bagridae. Gene Ontology annotation, biological process: positive regulation of cell population proliferation; positive regulation of receptor signaling pathway via JAK-STAT; response to nutrient levels. The transcript has 5 exons. The coding region runs from base 106 to 753 and encodes 215 amino acids. Gene Ontology annotation, molecular function: hormone activity. The record is from RefSeq and is a predicted model, not a curated record.